CCGGCCGGUUCCUUUUAAUGGCGCGGCGCACUGGGGCCGCGGGCUCUCGGGCGGCCCAGCGCAGCGGAAGAGCCGAGGCAGCAUGUCGGGGACCCGAGCCUCCAACGACCGGACCCCCGCCGCAGGCGGCGUCAAGCGGGGGCGGCUGCAGCACGAGGCGGCGACCACCGGCUCCCGGGUGACCGUGGUGCUGGGCGCGCAGUGGGGGGACGAGGGCAAAGGCAAGGUGGUGGACCUGCUGGCCACGGACGCCGACAUCAUCAGCCGCUUCCAGGGGGGCAACAACGCUGGCCACACGGUGGUGGUAGACGGCAAGGAGUACGACUUCCACCUGCUGCCCAGCGGCAUCAUCAACACCAAGGCCAUGUCCUUCAUUGGCAACGGAGUGGUUGUCCACUUACCAGGCUUGUUCGAAGAAGCAGAAAAGAAUGAGAAGAAAGGCCUGAAGGACUGGGAGAAGAGGCUCAUCAUCUCUGACCGGGCCCACCUCGUGUUCGAUUUUCACCAGGCGGUGGAUGGGCUCCAGGAGGUGCAGAGGCAGGCCCAGGAGGGCAAGAACAUCGGCACCACCAGGAAGGGGAUUGGACCAGCCUACUCGUCCAAAGCGGCCCGCACGGGCCUCCGCAUCUGUGACCUCCUGUCGGACUUCGACGAAUUCUCCACCCGAUUCAAGAACCUGGCCCAUCAGCACCAGUCCAUGUUCCCCACUUUGGAAAUAGAUGUUGAAGGUCAACUCAAAAAGCUCAAGGGCUUCGCGGAGCGGAUCCGACCCAUGGUCCGAGACGGCGUUUACUUCAUGUACGAGGCGCUCCACGGCGCCCCCAAGAAAAUCCUCGUGGAAGGCGCCAACGCAGCCCUCCUGGACAUUGACUUUGGGACCUACCCCUUUGUGACGUCAUCCAACUGCACGGUGGGCGGCGUAUGCACCGGCCUGGGCAUCCCCCCACACAACAUAGGCGAGGUCUACGGCGUGGUGAAGGCCUACACCACACGCGUGGGCAUCGGCGCCUUCCCCACUGAGCAGAUCAAUGAAAUCGGGGACCUGCUGCAGAGCCGUGGCCACGAGUGGGGCGUGACCACGGGCAGGAAGAGACGCUGUGGCUGGCUGGACCUGAUGAUCCUCAGAUACGCCCACAUGGUCAACGGAUUCACCGCGCUGGCCUUAACGAAGGUGGACAUCCUGGACGCCCUGGACGAGAUUAAAGUCGGCAUCGCAUACAAGCUCAGCGGGAAGCGGAUCCCCUACUUCCCAGCCAACCAGGAGAUUCUGCAGAAGGUGGAGGUGGAGUAUGAGACGCUGCCUGGGUGGAAGGCAGACACUACGGGCGCCAGGAAGUGGGAGGACCUGCCCCCGCAGGCCCAGAGCUAUAUCCGGUUUGUGGAGAACCACGUUGGAGUGGCAGUGAAAUGGGUUGGUGUUGGCAAAUCCAGAGAUUCGAUGAUCCAGCUGUUUUAGACAAAGACAGAGCUGAUCCCAGCAGGCCACGUCCACGCCAGCAGCCACAGUAGUGUUCUUUCCCAGCCAGCAAAACCAACGCCAUAUACAAAGAGAUUUGAAAACUAUUUUCUGUACUUUUAUAUUUCUCUUUAAGCCUUCGGCUCCACCCACUGAUUUCUACAACCACUUGAAACAUCUGAAAACCAGUGUUGGGUACAUUUUAAAAAAUCCUGCUGUUUCAAAUGAGCCGAAGCGCUCAAAACAGAGACCUUUUAUGGCACGUGAAUUGUCACAUGGUUGUAUGCCUGGUUGGAGCCGUUUAGUAAUAAACAAAUCCGACAGCC
Messenger RNA from Mesoplodon densirostris (Blainville's beaked whale), 1782 nucleotides. RefSeq names its product adenylosuccinate synthase 1 (gene ADSS1). The record is from RefSeq and is a predicted model, not a curated record. NCBI's taxonomy places the organism in Eukaryota, Metazoa, Chordata, Mammalia, Artiodactyla, Ziphiidae. The coding region runs from base 83 to 1456 and encodes 457 amino acids. Gene Ontology annotation, molecular function: adenylosuccinate synthase activity; GTP binding. Gene Ontology annotation, cellular component: cytoplasm. Gene Ontology annotation, biological process: IMP metabolic process; 'de novo' AMP biosynthetic process. The transcript has 13 exons.